AUGUAUAUUCUUCCAUUAGGAUGCCUGUGCGCAUUCCUGGCUAUCCUGACGGAUGCCGCAUCUACCUUUUCUCCUGCUCGUCCUCCAGCCCUGCCCCUAGUAGUCAAGUCCCCCUACUUGAGUACUUGGUUGCCCGCUGGACAAGAUGGCGGAAAUGGUGGCUAUUUGGCGGGCGAAUGGCCAACCUUUUGGGAAGGCCAGGUUACUGGUUGGGCUGGUUUAAUUCGUGUUGAUGGCCAGGUCUACACAUGGAUGGGACUACCAGGCUCCACUACUGUGGACCAAACUGCAUAUGAGUACACCUCCACGAAAAGCAUCUUCACUAUGCACGUUGGUGAUAAGGUGGAGAUGAAAAUAACCUUUCUCUCACCAAUCACUCCAAAUGAUCUCCGACGACAGUCCCUCGUGUUUUCGUAUCUUGAUGUUAGCGUGAGCUCCCUCGACGGAGAGUCUCACAACGUGCAGGUGUACGCCGACAUAUCAGCUGAAUGGGUGUCUGGCGACCGUUCUGCCAUUGCACAGUGGGAUUAUGGUGUAACCGGCGACGGUGUUGCCUAUCACAAGGUCCAUCGCCAAACGCCGCUCCUCUUCUCUGAAAAUAGAGACCAGGCCGAAUGGGGGGACUGGUAUUGGGCAACUGAUAAUGGAGCAGGUCUUACCUACCAGGCUGGGGCAGAUGUUGAUGUGCGCGGGGCAUUCGCGAGUAACGGAAGGCUGAGCAAUACAAAUGAUGCUGGCUAUAGGGCUAUCUCCGAUAACUGGCCAGUAUUUGGCUUUGCUCAUGACCUUGGGUCCAUCCAAUCUUCUAUUGGGGUACUGUUCUCAAUAGGUCUAACACAACCGGAAGCAAUCCAAUACACUGGUAGCUCUGAUACGCUCAGCCCUGUGUCUUCUUUGUGGACAAGUUACUUCAGCACUGGACUAGAUGCCCUCAAUUUCUUCCACCAUGAUUACCAGGAAGCGAACUCUCUGUCUUCAGACCUUGACGAGCGAGUUGCUCGAGAUUCCAUUGCUGCUGCUGGCCGAGACUAUCUUACAAUCACAUCCCUUAGCAUUCGUCAAGCUUUUGCCGCAACCCAGCUGUGUGGACCAGAAGACAGUCCAUAUCUCUUUAUGAAGGAAAUAUCUUCAAAUGGCAACAUGAAUACGAUAGAUGUCAUAUUCCCUGCACACCCAGUCUUCUUAUACACCAACCCAGACUUUCUCAAGUACAUUCUACGACCGCACUUCGAGAUUCAGGAAUCCAGGCACUACCCCAAUUCCUAUGCCAUGCACGACAUCGGCUCACAUUAUCCCAACGCCACGGGUCAUCCAGAUGGGAAUGAUGAGCCAAUGCCAUUGGAGGAGUGCGGCAAUAACGUGAUCAUGGCUCUGGCAUUUGCACAGAAAUCUGGCGACACUGCAUACCUCGAGAGUCACUACGCAAUACUGAGGCAAUGGACUGACUAUUUAAUUGAAGACGCCCUUUAUCCAGCCAACCAAAUAUCGACGGAUGAUUUUGCUGGUCCGCUAGCGAACCAAACCAACCUUGCCCUAAAGGGAAUCAUCGGUAUCGAGGCCAUGUCAGUCAUCGCAGAUCUGGUCACAAAUACCAAUGAUGCGUCGAAUCUCACCAACUACGCCCAUGACUAUAUCGAGGCGUGGCAGACCCUGGGCAUUGCACGUAGUGGAGCCCAGUCGCAUACGACGUUGUCAUACGGAUCGGACGACUCCCAUGGACUUCUUUACAAUCUCUACGCUGAUCGCGAACUGGGCCUGAACUUGGUCCCGCAAUCCGUGUACGACAUGCAAAGUGAUUUCUACCCAACUAUCCAGGAGGAAUACGGUGUGCCACUGGAUACCCGACACCUAUACACUAAGAGUGAUUGGCAACUCUUUGCAGCGGCGAUUGCGUCGACAAGUACACGAGAUAUGUUCAUCCAGCAUCUUGCCAAGUGGAUAAAUCAGACACCGACAAGUCGUCCCCUCACGGAUCUUUAUGACACUGUAACUGGAGGCUAUCCGCCUGUUGUUUUUAUCGCCCGACCUGUCAUGGGUGGCGCCUUUGCCCUGUUGCUGCUUGAGACAAGCUCGUGA
Molecule: messenger RNA, 2076 nt
Organism: Aspergillus puulaauensis
Lineage: Eukaryota; Fungi; Ascomycota; Eurotiomycetes; Eurotiales; Aspergillaceae
Gene: gta1
Product: glutaminase GtaA
Exons: 8
Coding region: 1-2076 (691 amino acids)
Source: RefSeq, a predicted model, not a curated record